Molecule: messenger RNA, 789 nt
Organism: Cooperia oncophora
Lineage: Eukaryota; Metazoa; Nematoda; Chromadorea; Rhabditida; Trichostrongylidae
Source: the annotation of a GenBank genome assembly
AUGAUGGUUUUGUUCGUGAUAGCUGCACUCCAUCUCGCUUAUACUCGAGAGUUUCUGUCGACUUUUCGAGCAUACGAGUCUUUAGCUAACCAGGUGGAAUUUCGAGCGUCUCCGGGCAGCGACAGUCAAGCGGACAUCAAUUUGGUGCGAUUCGUGAUGAUUGCUUUUGUUGAUUACAAGAAGAACCUGUGGAUGACUGUCGGUGCGAUGUGCGCAUCGCUAUCAACCAGUGCCAUCAUCUUGUUCUUCUACAAUUCAUACUGGAAUCAAAUGAGUCGAGUAACGAAGACCGUGUACAAGAAGAACCUGUGGAUGACUGUCGGUGCGAUGUGCGCAUCGCUAUCAACCAGUGCCAUCAUCUUGUUCUUCUACAAUUCAUACUGGAAUCAAAUGAGUCGAGUAACGAAGACCGUGGUAUAUGUGGUGGAUAUGGUAGCGCUACUAUCUCUCCCAUUCCUUCUUGGUGCUCGUCUGCUGAUCGCCACGAACUUGACCACCUACAUCGAGCCAUCCCUUCACGCAGCCUCCCGCCUCGUCUCCACCAGUGGCUUCAUGAAUGAACUGAUGUGCUCAAUAAUCGCUCGUGAAUCGCUCCCGCUGUGCAGUGUCGUCUUGGAGCGCUCCAUCUUUCCCGUACUCAUUCUGAAGUACCUGAUUGUAUUGUGCGUACUGACAGCAGCUUACAUUAUGCUUGCCUACCUUAUCGAGUACUGUAUCAGACACUGGUUUCCACCAUCCGAUCGUGAUGAGGUGAUGCAGCGUGCUCGUAUUUUGGUUGAAACCGCUUGA